Messenger RNA from Tupaia belangeri chinensis (Chinese tree shrew), 433 nucleotides. RefSeq names its product cytochrome c oxidase hypoxia associated subunit FA4L2 (gene COXFA4L2). The transcript is spliced from 4 exons. The coding region runs from base 56 to 319 and encodes 87 amino acids. NCBI's taxonomy places the organism in Eukaryota, Metazoa, Chordata, Mammalia, Scandentia, Tupaiidae. Gene Ontology annotation, cellular component: respiratory chain complex IV. The record is from RefSeq and is a predicted model, not a curated record.
CAGGAGGAGGGAGAGAGCAGAGCCACUGGAGAGGACCAGACACUGGAGAGACGUUAUGGCAGGAACCGGUCUUGGGGCCCGCUUCUACCGGCAGAUCAAAAGACAUCCCGGGCUCAUCCCGAUGAUCGGCUUCAUAGGCCUGGGCAUGGGCAGCGCUGCUCUCUACUUGCUGCGACUCGCCCUGCGCAGCCCGGACGUCUGCUGGGAUAGAAAGAACAACCCGGAGCCCUGGAACCGCCUGAGCCCCAAUGACCAAUACAAGUUCCUUGCAGUUUCCACUGACUAUAAGAAGCUGAAGAAGGACCGCCCUGACUUCUAAGCCAGGCUGGGCUGAGUUCAACAUAAACCACAGCCAACCACUUCUUCCACUCCUCCGCCCAGACCCCGGGCAGCAGUCUGGCCACCCCAUCCAGCUCCUGCUUCCACAGGCCUG